Messenger RNA from Rhea pennata, 1056 nucleotides. It is a transcript of the gene BIRC5, whose product is annotated as baculoviral IAP repeat containing 5. Lineage: Eukaryota; Metazoa; Chordata; Aves; Rheiformes; Rheidae. The coding region runs from base 24 to 458 and encodes 144 amino acids. The record is from RefSeq and is a predicted model, not a curated record. The transcript is spliced from 4 exons.
GCGCCGCUGCAACCGUUGGGAGCAUGGCGGCGGGCGGCGAGGCGCUGGCGCUGCCCGCCGAAUGGCGGCUCUACCUCGUCCCGGCCCGCGCCGCCACCUUCCGCAACUGGCCCUUCACCGAGGGCUGCGCCUGCACGCCGGAGAGGAUGGCGGCGGCGGGGUUCGUGCACUGCCCCAGCGAGAACUGCCCGGACGUGGCCCAGUGCUUCUUCUGCUUCAAGGAGCUGGAGGGCUGGGAGCCCGACGACGACCCCCGGGAGGAACACAGAAAACACUCCGCUGGCUGCGCUUUUCUCUCUCUCCAGAAGGAUCCAGCUAAUCUGACGUUGCAGGAGUUCCUGAAGCUCGACAAAGAACGAACAAAAAAUGCAAUUAAAAAACACAUCUCUCAGAAGGUGACUGAGGUUGAAGAUACAGCCAAGUGCAUGCGUCGUGAAAUAGAGAAUCUUGCCUCCUAGGCAACUCUAGCCUCUCCCUUGCCAGUGGCAUCUAUCUUGCAUAUAGGCCCUGACAUUGCCCCUUUGACUGAAUCAGUGUCUUUCCUGAGAACGCUUCUGUGCUGGCCAUAUCUGUGAGGAGCAGAACAGCUCUGAAUUCUCCUUCAGUUACCUGAUUCUGGCAAGGAAGUAUGUUCUGUUUGACGCACUGCAUGGAUAAUCUUUUUUUCUGCAGGGAUUCUCCUCUUCUCCCUGUUCUUUUAAUUAAGGGUUACCACUUUUUUUUUGGUUUGUUUUUACUUUUCUUAAACUUAGUUGUUACUGUUUGGGCGAUGCUUGUAGCCCCAGUGUAACAAACUGUGUUUCCUGCAAAGGUUGAUAGUCACUUCCAUUCUUCUAUUGAAUAUACCAAUGCUUACUGACAACUUUGGAAAUAAAAAGGGGAAGGGAGGUUCAAGACUCUUUCAGGGAUUUAGGAACAUGGCUGAACAUGGCUAAUAACUCUUAGAAGCUCAUAGCAAAUCUUAGUGUGCCUGUUAAUGUGUACACUUCUAUUUGUAGUUGGCUGCUGCCUCAUGCUGAUGCAUUUAUAAAUAAAAGUUGAAGGCAAAACACUGAA